AUGGGAGAUGCGGAAUCUGCCUCCCUGGACGCCGACGCUCAUAUUCCCGGCCGCAGCCACGGGGAAACAUGCAUUGCAAAGGCGGCAGCCACACAGCAGCGCGUCUUGUGCAUUCCUCUUCCCUGUGGGGCGUUUGUCACAGUACACUUCAGCACAGUUCUAGGAAAGGGCAGCUACGGCAUCGUUUAUGCGGGAUCUGUCGACCGCAGUACGUGCCGCCACACGUCAGAGGGAGCCGGGAUUAUUAGAGGCCUGCAUUCAGAGCUCGCAGGCCCCCCCAAAGCAGCCGCAGCAGAAAGUUGCAGCAAGAGCAGCGCGAAGCCCCCCCAAGCAUGUCAAUACUGUUUUUCACACAGAACCAGGCAAGUGGCUGUAAAAGCCCUCCGACAUUCAUCCGAGAAGCAACAGCAAUUCUCCCUCCACCGAUUCAAGGUUUUGCAGCUUAUUCGGCUGCACCAGCUUCUCGCGGGCCGCCAAGAGGAGCCGGCUGACGCUGAAGGGAAGCGCAUUCGAGCACCCCUCUCCUCAAUUUCUGUAGACGGGAAUGAAGCUGCAGCCAGUGCAAGCAGUCAAAAAACCAACAUCUCGUCUGGGAGCAGCUCUUUGAGCCCCUCCCCCAUCAAAGACACGGAAAAAACUGCAGCGAUCGUUGCCGCCGCUGCAGAUGCGGCCAAUGGCCUCCUGAUAGCUACGGCAACACCAGUUUUUGAGGCUCAUGAGAACGGCCCCUGCUCAUGCUGCUCGUUUCUUCCCUUCCCGCGUUUUACUUCGUUGCAUCUACUGCAGGUGUUUGGGGUCUACGCGUGCAGUCGAGUGCCUAGGAAUUACUUGGUGAUGGAGAAGCUCUCUGGCCCCACACUAUUUGGUUACUUGUGCUCGAAGUAUGCACAUGUGCUCCCCAAGGAGUGGGAGGCUUGUCAGAUCGUUAUGCCCAUCCUCAAGGGACUCUGCUGCAUCCACGAAGCGGGAUUGAUUCACGGAGACAUUAAACUAGAAAACAUCAUGUUUCGCUUUGGAGUGCCACAUCCGUCCACGUUGACUCUGGUGGACUUAGACGGUCUUACACCUCUUCCACAGGCCGCAGCAAGGGCGGCAGAAGCGUAUUCGGUGGCUGCUGCUGCCAUUGUCGAACAACAAGGGACGGCGCAAAGGCUGAGAGUAGGAAAGACACAUAGCGUCUCCGGUCCGAUGGGAGAAUGGACGUCAGCAUCCCUAGAAGCAGUAACUGUCACCACUGCCUCCGACGAAGCUUUUGGGGUGUCUCACCCCUUACUCUCCUCUUUGCUAACUGGAGAAGCCAGCAGCCUGGAGGGCCUUUGUUGCACGCCACAGUACCUCCCUUUAGAAGUGGUUCGAGAGAAAAAGUUAUCUUUAUUCGCGGAUCUGCACGCUGUAGGCUGCAUCUGCUACCUGCUGAUGGAGGGGUGCUUUCCUCACGAACGAGUGAACCUGAACUGCGAGGGGAUUCUUAGCAGUGGCCAGCUGUGCCAGAAGCUCUCUCGUGACGUGCGAUAUCCCCGCAUCAAGCAGCAAUACUCCCCAGUGUGCGAGGACUUCAUGCGCAAACUCCUCAGCAGUGACUCCAAAUAUCGAUUCUUAACCGCAGCAGAAGUGCUUCAGCACCCCUGGAUCAGUUUUGCUCAGGGGCUGCAAACGCCCCAAGAGCUGCAGGAGGAAAAGCAGCUACUGCGCUCUGUGCUCGCUGCUGCUGGAGCAGCAGCAGAGCAAGCCUUUAAGACAGCAAAAAAAGCAGAAGAAUCUAUUCUGAAGCAGCUGGGAGCCGAGGCUUGUGCGGCUGCCGCAGGGGCUGCGGUCGCACGAGCUGCGCAGAUUGGGGCAGAAGCUGCACUGCAUGCGACAGCAGUAGCUGCCGCUAAAAAGGCCUUGGCAGAUAGAAAGGCGUACCAGGCAGCCGCGGCGGCAGCAGCAGCACCAGCGCGCGCGGAGAAAAUGAGAGCAGAGCAGGCUGCAGAAGAAUCGGCAGCAGCAGUUGUUGCUGUUGCAGACUGUCAUGCAGAGGGGGGUCUGGAGGCCAUGGAGGACGGCCUGCAGCUGCUGUUGACGCCGAAGGCUGGCAGUCUCCGUGAACACGGAGAAGGGUUCCUCGUCAAUUCUCACAAAGUUGCUUACCGGGGCGCCCGUUGGCAGUUGGGGGUCUCUGCGGAGCUCAAGCCUGCUCCAGCCGCAGUCAGUGAUGGCUGUGGGAACUUUUGCCAGUUCACAGCUGACGCACAAAAGCUACCUAAAGUCGUAGGUGAGCAAGAUGCAGUCUGUAGGCGUGUUCAAAUUGCUGGGACUGCCCUUAUUCUUCCUUUGCCUCGGAUACGAGGGCAGUUCUUCGGAAUUCAGAAGGGGCAGCAGAGGCGUGGCUCCCGUGCUGGAGAUGCGGGCGGAGCUGCGGCUUGCGGCAGCUUAACAGCCGGCUCCUCAGCCUUUGUGCUGAUGGAUCAGCAACAGAGAGCAUUCGCUAAGGCUAAGGCUGUUGACGCAGCAGCCAGACCUUCAAUUACUGGUGCUGCUAGGAGCAUG
Cyclospora cayetanensis is the source of this 2529-nucleotide messenger RNA. RefSeq lists its product as uncharacterized. Gene Ontology annotation, cellular component: nucleus; cytoplasm. The annotation marks the transcript as partial. The transcript has 3 exons. Gene Ontology annotation, biological process: peptidyl-serine phosphorylation; intracellular signal transduction; protein autophosphorylation. Lineage: Eukaryota; Apicomplexa; Conoidasida; Eucoccidiorida; Eimeriidae. Gene Ontology annotation, molecular function: ATP binding; calcium/calmodulin-dependent protein kinase activity; calmodulin binding. The record is from RefSeq and is a predicted model, not a curated record.